This is a messenger RNA of Lathyrus oleraceus (garden pea), 447 nucleotides long. RefSeq lists its product as uncharacterized. The record is from RefSeq and is a predicted model, not a curated record. Bases 1 to 447 code for a protein of 148 amino acids. NCBI's taxonomy places the organism in Eukaryota, Viridiplantae, Streptophyta, Magnoliopsida, Fabales, Fabaceae. Gene Ontology annotation, molecular function: nucleic acid binding. The transcript has a single exon.
AUGCAAGAAUUUUCUAAGGAAAUGGGUUUCAAAUUGUUAACAUCUACGCCAUAUUACGCUCAGGCCAAUGGUCAGGUCAAAGUAGCAAAUAAAGUGGUAAUUGGUUUGAUCAAGAAACAUGUAGGGAAGAAACUUAGAAACUGGCACAAAACUUUAGAUCAGAUUUUAUGGGUAUGUCGGACUUCGCCCAAAGAAGCCACUAAUUCGACCCCAUUUCGACUGACCUUUGGUCAUGAUGCAGUCUUACUAGUAGAAGUUUACCUGCAAUCAACAAGGAUUCAGAGGCAUCAUGAAAUUCCAUCAGAAUCAUAUUGGAACAUGAUGCUAGAUGAGUUAGUCGAUCUAGAUGAAGAGAGACUAAAGGCCUUGGAAUUAUUGAAAAGGCAGAAGAACAGAGUAGAGAACUCUUAUAAUAAGAAGGUUAAAAUUAAGGAAUUUUUGCCUUAA